AUGCUUCACAUUGGACCGUCGCGCCUCGUCAUGGGCGAUUCGGAUCUGGAUGUGGCGAAGAGGUGGUGGCAGGGCAGGGCGAGAGUGGGCAGGGCGAGAGUGGGCACGGCGAGAGUGGGCAAGGCGAGAGUGGGCAAGGCGAGAGUGGGCAAGGCGAGAGUGGGCAAGGCGAGAGUGGGCAGGGCGAGAGUGGGCAAGGCGAGAGUGGGCAAGGCGAGAGUGGGCAAGGCGAGAGUGGGCAAGGCGAGAGUGGGCAAGGUGAGAGUGGGCAAGGCGAGAGUGGGCAAGGCGAGAGUGGGCAAGGCGAGAGUGGGCAAGGCGAGAGUGGGCAAGGCGAGAGUGGGCAAGGCGAGAGUGGGCAAGGCGAGAGUGGGCAAGGCGAGAGUGGGCAGGGCGAGAGUGGGCAAGGCGAGAGUGGGCAAGGCGAGAGUGGGCAAGGCGAGAGUGGGCAAGGCGAGAGUGGGCAAGGCGAGAGUGGGCAAGGCGAGAGUGGGCAAGGCGAGAGUGGGCAAGGCGAGAGUGGGCAAGGCGAGAGUGGGCAAGGCGAGAGUGGGCAAGGCGAGAGUGGGCAAGGCGAGAGUGGGCAAGGCGAGAGUGGGCAAGGCGAGAGUGGGCAAGGCGAGAGUGGGCAAGGCGAGAGUGGGCAAGGCGAGAGUGGGCAAGGCGAGAGUGGGCAAGGCGAGAGUGGGCAAGGCGAGAGUGGGCAAGGCGAGAGUGGGCAAGGCGAGAGUGGGCAAGGCGAGAGUGGGCAAGGCGAGAGUGGGCAAGGCGAGAGUGGGCAAGGCGAGAGUGGGCAAGGCGAGAGUGGGCAAGGCGAGAGUGGGCAAGGCGAGAGUGGGCAAGGCGAGAGUGGGCAAGGCGAGAGUGGGCAAGGCGAGAGUGGGCAAGGCGAGAGUGGGCAAGGCGAGAGUGGGCAAGGCGAGAGUGGGCAAGGCGAGAGUGGGCAAGGCGAGAGUGGGCAAGGCGAGAGUGGGCAAGGCGAGAGUGGGCAAGGCGAGAGUGGGCAGGCAGGGCGAGAGUGGGCAGGGCGAGAGUGGGCAAGGCGAGAGUGGGCAAGGCGAGAGUGGGCAAGGCGAGAGUGGGCAAGGCGAGAGUGGGCAGGGCGAGAGUGGGCAAGGCGAGAGUGGGCAAGGCGAGAGUGGGCAGGGCGAGAGUGGGCAAGGCGAGAGUGGGCAAGGCGAGAGUGGGCAGGGCGAGAGUGGGCAAGGGGGGGAAGGGAAAGGCAACAGAGAAGCAGCAACAGAGAAGCAGCAACAGAGAAGCAGCAACAGGGAAGCAGCAACAGAGAAGCAGCAACAGAGAAGCAGCAACAGGGAAGCAGCAACAGAGAAGCAGCAACAGAGAAGCAGCAACAGAGAAGCAGCAACAGAGAAGCAGCAACAGGGAAGCAGCAACAGAGAAGCAGCAACAGAGAAGCAGCAACAGAGAAGCAGCAACAGAGAAGCAGCAACAGAGAAGCAGCAACAGAGAAGCAGCAACAGGAGAGCAGCAACAGGAGAGCUGUACCUUCUUUCUCCCAUUCCCGCCUUUUCCCACAGGGAAAUACGCCCAAGGGGGCGGCAGGGCAGAGGAGUGGGAGGAGCGGAGGAGGGUGGUGGUGGUGGCUGGCCUCUUCCGAGGGGCUCAGGUGAGUUCUCAGGUGGUUUUUCAGGUGAGGCAGGGGGGAUGCAGGAGGUGCGGGAUCCUGUGUUCGCGCUGAGGGUGGGGGAGGGCUUCCAGGCCCCUUCAGAGGGGCUCAGGCUUCCUCAGAGGGGCUUAGGUGAGGGGUUAGCAGGGGGGUUGCACGAAAGGCGGGUGAAGGAGUUGGUGGGCCGGAGUUGGCAGCAGGGGGAGUGCAGGAGAGGUGGGGGGAACGAGCGGGGGGGUAGGGACGCAGGCGGAGUGCAGGAGGUGCGGGAUCCUGUGUUCGGGCUGAGAAUGGGGGAGGGAUUUCAGGCUUCCUUUGAGGGGCUCAGCUACUCUUUCCGCCAAGUUAUCAACACCAUCAACCCUGGGACCUUCGCCCUCACCAGCAGUGCAGCAGCGGCAGCAGGAGGAGGAGGUUCGGCCGAAGCAGGAGGGCUAGGUUCGGAGGAGGCGAUCGGCGUGCGGUGCGUGGCGCCGGAUUGGCUCGGGUUCGGAGGCUCGGAUAAGCCCCAGGCAGACCAGAAGAGGUUCGGGUAUUCCCCGAGUGACUACGCUCGGGAACUUGGAAAUCUGGUGGCAACGAUGGGAGUGGAGGAUGUUUCUGUUGUAGCCCAGGGCUAUUUCUGUCUGCCCGCUGCUGAAUUUGUCCUUUCCAACCCUGCCCGGAUUCGCCACCUCAUAUUUAUCAACCCACCUAUCACAGACAAGCACGCCAAGCUGCCCUCGUGCCUGUCGGCCUUCUCCAACUUCCUGCUGGGAGAGAUCUUUGCCCAGGACCCUCUGAGAGCCAGUGACAGGGUGCUGGAGGAAGCAGGGUGCUACCUAAUAGACGAGGAGGAUGCCAUGGACCCUCUGAGAGCCAGUGACAGGGUGCUGGAGGAAGCGGGGUGCUACCUAAUAGACGAGGAGGAUGCCAUGGUGUGCCGCCGGCCCUACCUCGCUAGUGCCUCACCCCUUUACCAUCCCGUCAAUCUCUCUCUCCCCUCACGUCCACCCUUCACCACAUGCCAGGAUCCACUAAGAGCCAGUGAUCGAGUGCUGGAGGAAGGGGGGUGCUAUCUAAUCGACGAGGAGGAUGCAGUGGACCCGCUUUUGAGGCGCCUCAAAAGUCGGCUCUCCCCUUGCUCCUCGUUCUCCAACUGCUGGCAGGACCCGCUACGUGCGAGCGAUCGAGUGCUGGAGGAGGCCGGCUGCUACCUGAUAGACGAGGAGGAUGCAAUGGUGUACCGCCGGCCCUACCUCGCCAGUGGUGCCUCGGGGUUUGCACUCACAUCCAUCACCCGAGCGUUUCAGAAGGAUCUCAAGGUACGCAGAGCGGUUGGGAUGGGUUUUGAGCUCACAGCAACUGCACCUAUCCCAUGGCGCAUGGGGCUGUGCCCUCACAGCCAUAACGAGGGCCUUUCAAAAGGAGCUCAAGCUGUCACUCCCCCUGGUGGUCGCCAAGGCCCUCUCUGUCCCUCCUCCUCAAGCCAGCUCUCCUCCUAUCAUCUGGGGGCAUCAACCACCGCUGCUGCCGCCACUCGAAUUUGGCUUGAUAAUGCUGCUGCUGUCACUCGACUUUGGCUUGAUAAUGCUGCUGCUGCCACUCGACUUUGGCUUGAUAAUGCUGCUGCUGCCACACGACUUUGGCUUGAUAAUGCUGCUGCUGCCACUCGACUUUGGCUUGAUAAUGCUGCUGCUGCCACUCAACUUUGGCUUGAUAAUGCUGCUGCUGCCACUCAACUUUGGCUUGAUAAUGAUGCUGCUGCCACUCGACUUUGGCUUGAUAAUGCUGCUGCUGCCACUUUCCUCCUCAGCCACAUCCUCGCUGCUGCUGCCACUGGGCUUUGGCUUGAUAAUGCCUGCUUGUGCCCUUCCUCUCUCUUUAUCCCCCCCCCUUACCAGGCGUCACUCCCUCUGGUCUCCAAGGCCCUCGCUGCUGUGUCUGCCCAGCCCUCCUCCUCUUCCACCGUUAUUUGGGGCAUGAAGGACCGCUGGCAGUCGUUUGAUGGGGUCAGGGAGACGUGCAGGGCAUCCGGGGCCAUUCUAGUGACUCUGGACGAGGUGAGUAUAGAGAGAGGAAUUGGUAGUGAGGUCUCUCUAAAGUCAUGUGGGGCAUGA
Closterium sp. NIES-65 is the source of this 3726-nucleotide messenger RNA. The record is from the annotation of a GenBank genome assembly. NCBI's taxonomy places the organism in Eukaryota, Viridiplantae, Streptophyta, Zygnematophyceae, Desmidiales, Closteriaceae.